GAGAAUGACCACUAUCUGUGUCGGUGUCCAAGUAUACAGACGAAGAGACUCAAGCACUUGGGUUUACGCUUCUUCAACGGUCUGGGCAAGGUAGCGGAGGUGGAACUGUUGGAUCUCCUCGGCUUCAUCGGAGAUAAUAAUUCGUACGGUACUUGAUACUCACUUAAAGAGGGCACUCACAAGGAGGGUGUCUUCAAGUCUUCAAGUGAAAGUAUGGAAUAUUCCACAUACCAGCAUUUGAAGGAGCAAUUGUUGGCACAUUUGCGGACGAUACUGCGGUUCUCGCUAUAGAUACCCUUCCACAACUCGCUUCGCUUACGCUCCAAAACGGCCUAAACAAUAUAACCCCCAUGGCUGAAAAUUUGGCGAAAUAAGCCAAAUGUGACAAAACCUGUUCAGGUUACGUUCUUCCUUAAACGUAGAAUCACAGCCUGUAAUAAGACAAAAUAAUUAGGCAUGCCUCGUUGCAAGCUUACGUUGAAAACUUAUAUUUUCAAGUCAGAAAUUUACAAUGGUUACUGAACCCAAAAUCUCGGGACUCACUAGAGUAUAAGCUCUUACUCUAUUCAUCAGGUUUUAAACUGGUAUGGUAUUCUCAAAAACGAAACGAGAACCAUUUAAAAGUGCAUUCAAAUCUCACAACGCAUUUGGUCUUAGAAUAUAAUCUCGUGGCUGCAUUGCAUGCCACAUUUGCAGCCAAACAUCAAGGGCAUUGACCUGCUGCACACAAUUUCUUUGAAUGUAAACAAACUAGGUAAUAACAUUGCUAUGUUAAGCAGCUUUUAAGAGCAUUGCAAUAACGAGUUGGUUAUACAUAAGCCGGCUACUAAAGAACAAUCAAGCGUUGAAAGAGAGUGUAAAGUGCAAUGACGAUGUGAGUGCAAUGACGAUGUGAGUGAACUGAGAGAAGCAGGGGAGCUCACUUUUUUUAUUUUGUUAUUUAGGCGCGCUCUUUCUUAAAAUAAUACCACACUACUUGUAAGCGAUCUGGUGUGAGUUUCAGCGCACUUCUCGAACAAUACAGAGCGGCGUGUGAGAAGUGUGAAUGAGUAGAUAAUUGAAAUAGUGUAAUGAAUAAUCGCACUGAGUCUGCAGCAAAACAAAAACCGAUAAAGUCAUAUCAAAACAUUCUGAUCAGUAAUAAAAUAAAUUAUGCAUCUACGUGAACGACAACAAAGUGGCCGAUAGAAGUUGAAAUACAAAUAAAGUGAACAAUCAAAAUACAUAAUACAAUAAGUAAAUAAGUAAAUAAAAAUAUUCGAUAAGACGCCAAACAUGUUCGACUGCGGCAGAGUAUUCCAAUAAUGUUUGCAUAUGAAAACAUUGAAGGAGAUCCAUUGCAUGUGUAGUGCCAAAGGGCCAACAGUUGCUCGCGAUACAUAGUGGAGUGUAGUUGCAUCGGCCAGCUAAUUUUCUUAGAUAAACGGAAAAAAGUAUAAUUAGAUAACAAAAGCGAGCAGAAGUUAAAAAAAAAAUUUAUAAACGAAUUAAAAAUAAUCAGCAACAAAACGGGUUUAAUUAAAAAGUUUCCAAUAAUAAACAAAUAAAAGUUGAGUGUGACGUAGUUUUUUAUCAUACAACAUUUUUAUUUAUUUUUUUUGUUUUAGCUCAACCAUGUCAAGCAACACACCUGAUGCAGAAGUGUUGGUGCACACAGCACUGGGCACGCUCAAAGGUCAACGCAACACAUCCAUUUACGAUGACAAUUACUACAGUUUCGAAUGUAUUCCCUUUGGUCAGCCGCCGUUGGGUGCACUGCGAUUCAAAGCCCCUUUGGCCGCCACACCGUGGCCAGGUGUGUUGGAUUGUACACAAAAAGCCAAAAAGCCAAUACAAAAGAAUCCGCGCACAAAUGAAAUUGAAGGCGAUGAGGAUUGUUUAUAUUUGAAUAUCUAUGCUAAAAAGCUUGCAUCUGACAAACCUCUACCAGUUAUGGUCUUCCUCUAUGGCGGUGGCUUCGAAAGGGGUGAUCCUACACGCGAUCUACAUGGUCCAGAUUAUUUUAUGAUGAAAGACGUAAUAUUGGUCACAAUAGCGUAUCGACUGGGACCAUUAGGUUUUCUCAGCCUACCUGAUCCCGCAGUUGGUGUACCUGGCAACGCCGGCCUCAAGGAUCAGCUACUCGGGCUCCAGUGGGUUGCUGAUAAUAUAAGCGCUUUCAAUGGUAAUCCAAAAAAUAUAACACUUUUCGGUGAGAGCGCUGGUGCUGCAUCCACACAUUAUAUGAUGCUCACACCGUUAGCCAAAGGACUCUUCCACAAAGCGAUACUAAUGUCAGGCACAGUUCUAUGUCCAUGGGCGCUCUCACCAGUCAAAGAAUUACCAAAGCGCCUGGCGCAAGCAAAUGGCUAUACUGGCGAUGGAAGCGUUCGAAGUGUGCUAGAUUAUCUGCAACAUUUGCCCGCUGAGGAGUUAGUACGUCCGUAUUUGUUGACGAGAGAGGAAAAUAUGGAUGAUUGUCUAUUCGCAUUUGGCCCUGUGGUAGAACCGUAUCUAACAGACAACUGUAUUAUACCAAAACAGCCGCACACUUUGUUCGCAAAUGCCUGGGGCAACGACAUACCACUCAUAAUUAGUGGCACAUCCUUUGAGGGCCUUCUGAUGUUUGCGCGCAUACACAUGGCACCCUAUUUGUUGCACGAACUGAAUGAGAAUCAUCAGCACAUGUUGCCACUGGAAUUGAAGCAGAAGCAUGAUCUAGACAAGCAAAAGGAAUUGGCUUCAAAGUUGCGUGAAACACAUUUUGCCGAAAAGGAGCUGCGCAUGGAGCAUGUGCUCAACUAUUGCGAGUACGCUUCCUAUAAAGUAUUCUGGCAUCCCAUAUUACGCACCGUAAAGGCACGUCUACGACACGCACGCGCACCCACCUACCUCUACCGUUUCGACUUUGAUUCGCCCGAAUUUAAUCAUCAGCGCAUCGGUUACUGCGGCAAGGAAGUACGCGGAGUUUCUCAUGUUGAUGAUCACUCAUAUCUUUUCUAUGGCAACUUUGCCUGGAAGUUGGAUAAGGAUACACCGGAAUUUCGUACAAUCCAGCGUAAAAUUGAUAUUUGGACAUCAUUUGCUGCAAACUCAGAUCCAAGCUGUGAAAAGCUCGGUGAGAGCAAAUGGAUGCCAUUGCAGUCAGAUGGAAAACUGCAUUGUUUGAAUGUGGGGGAACAUUUAGAAGUUAUCGAGUUGCCGGAGAUGCAUAAGCUGCAAGUAUGGGAUAGUCUGUAUGAGGUUGAAGAAGAAUGACAAGUGCUCGCUGGGCACGCGGAUAGUAAAAAAUUGUGUUUAAGUAGCAGUAUUUUUAUGAAGAAUUUAAUGUUUAUGCGUCAGCUAAAGUUUAAGAGCCUGAUUAUGGCAACUUAGCUUAAAUUAGCGGGACUUAGGACUUAGAAAAUCAAAAUGAAACAGAUUUCGACAUGGCAUUAAGUUUCGGCAACAUCCAUCUAAGAUAAUUUUUAAGUGAGAGCCUAUAAGUUACGUUAAGUUGCCAUAAUCAGACCAUAAGAGCGAUUUUAUUUUUUGUGUAAUGUACUACGUAAAGCAAUACAGUAAAUUUGGUUACUCAACGCGAUAGAUUAAGAAAAUCACAUGCUUGUAUUUUUGUCGAAGGGCAACUAUUUACAUUAUACUAUAAACAUAGAUAUAUAAAUACCGUAUAAUUCAACUU
Molecule: messenger RNA, 3658 nt
Organism: Rhagoletis zephyria (snowberry fruit fly)
Lineage: Eukaryota; Metazoa; Arthropoda; Insecta; Diptera; Tephritidae
Product: esterase B1-like
Source: RefSeq, a predicted model, not a curated record